Microcebus murinus (gray mouse lemur) is the source of this 1009-nucleotide messenger RNA. Lineage: Eukaryota; Metazoa; Chordata; Mammalia; Primates; Cheirogaleidae. The record is from RefSeq and is a predicted model, not a curated record.
CUGGGAUGACAGGCGUGAGCCCCCGAGCCCGGCGAGGCGUGUCUUCCAGAGGAAGCCCGGUCCGUCCUGUUCCUGGUCUCAACCUUGGUUGCAGCCCCUCCCCCGCCGCAGCUGCAGCAGGUGCAGGGUGGGGGUCGGAGGACCCUCAGGAGCUCAGGAUUUGACGUCAUCCGGGUGUCAGCACCUUGCAGGUCUGGGCAGCCCGGGAGGUCAGUCAGUGCACCUGCUUAGUUGGAGAGGACACACCUGGGCAGAUGCACAGGUACGGGGCAGAGGACGCACCUGGGCAGAUGCACAGGUACGGGGGAGAGGACACACCUGGGCAGAUGCACAGGUACGGGGCAGAGGACGCGCCUGGGCUGAAGCACAGGUACGGGGGAGAGGACACACCUGGGCAGAUGCACAGGUACGGGGCAGAGGACGCGCCUGGGCAGAUGCACAGGUACGGGGGAGAGGACACACCUGGGCAGAUGCACAGGUACGGGGCAGAGGACGCGCCUGGGCAGAUGCACAGGUACGGGGGAGAGGACGCACCUGGGCAGAUGCACAGGUACGGGGCAGAGGACAACCUGGGCAGAUGCACAGGUACGGGGCAGAGGACACGCCUGGGCAGAUGCACAGGUACGGGGGAGAGGACGUGCCUGGGCAGGUGCACAGGUACGGGGCAGAGGACACACCUGGGCAGAUGCACAGGUACGGACUCCCACCUGGCCCGAGCAGCCCAGGCCCCCGGCCAUCUGGGCCCCGCUGCCCGCCAUGCUGCCGCCGGGGCUGGUGGGGCUCCCUGGCGCUGCUGGACCUUCGCGCUGCCCGGCGCGCCCUGUUGCCCUCCUGUGAUGGAGCGGCAGCUGCCAGCCCCGCUCGGCCUGUGAAAUGUCAGCGGUUUCAUGUCAAUCCUGGAGGUUUUAUUGCCUUUCCCCCCCGUUUUCCGGUGGGAUCUCGAUCCAAUCAAGGCCGACACGGAGUGACGGCAGAUUUGUGUUCCUGUCCGAAGUUGGGGAAAGGUCAC